CACGGAUGAGCGGGUAUCGUGGCUGGACAACGUCGUCCACCGCUCGGCUGUCGAUGACGGCCCAUACUCCCGCGCCGGCUGAUGCCCACAAGCGGCCCCGACAGCCAGCACUCCGGAGCGCGCGGGGUGAUAAAAGAGAUGUCGCGGCCCCACGAACCCCUCAUCCCUGGACUGGAGUUCUCCACCGACUCCACACCACUUGACAGCAUACACAGACACGCGAGCUGGCCUCGACAUGGUCUCCAAGUCGAUCAUCUUCUGCUUUGUCGCCGCGUUCGGCGGCUGGGUCUUCGGAUAUGAUAUCGGGUAUAUCUCGGGAUGCCUCAUCAUGGACCCGUUCGUCGAGAUGAUGGGCGAGUUCAAGGACGGGGCAUGGGUGCUCGAGCCGAAGCGGCAGAGCAUCAUCACCUCGCUCCUCUCGGCGGGCACAUUCUUCGGUGCCAUUCUCCAGUCGUUCACGGCCGACCGCCUCGGGCGCAAGUACAGCAUCAUGGCAUGGGGUGCUGUCUUCACAGUCGGCACGGUAAUCCAGACGGCAGCCUUCGGCUAUGUCCAACUCACCGUGGGGCGGUUCUUCGCGGGCCUCGGCGUCGGUGCCCUUUCAGCCAUUGUGCCGCUGUACAUCGGAGAGGCGGCACCAAAGCAUAUUCGCGGCACCCUCCUCGUGCUGUACCAGGUGCAGAUUAUCUCGGGCCUCUUCCUCGCGUACAUCGUCAACUUUGCGACGCACAAGAUGACGAACGACGCGUCCUGGCGUAUCCCAAUUGGCCUGCAGCUCGCGUGGGGUCUCUUCCUUAUGGCGGGCGCUGCCGUGCUUCCCGAAUCGCCACGACUCCUUCUCGGCAAAGGCCGCGAGGAGGACGCCUACAAGGCUAUUGCGAGCCUCAACGACUGCGCCGUCGACAGCGCCAAGACGCGUGAAGUCGCGCUCGAGCUCGAGGAAGCGAUUGCUGCCGAAAACGCGGAAGGAAAGGCAUCAUGGCUGGAGUGCUUCUCAAUCAAAAAUCGCAUGUUCCACCGCACCAUGAACGGCAUCAUGAUCCAGUUCCUUCAGCAGCUCAACGGCCAAAACUUCUAUUACUACUAUGCGCCCGUGUUCUUCAAGAACAUCUCGGGUGAUCUUAACGCGUUCACGAUCCAGCUCCUGCUGGGCGGCGUGUCUUUUGCCAUGGUUAUGCCGGCCAUGUGGACGAUCGAGCACAUGGGCCGUCGAUCCAGCCUGCUCAUCGGCGCAGCAUGUAUGGCCGUCUGCGCGCUCGUUGCCGGUCUCGUAGGCCAUUUCUUUACAGACACGCCCGGCGUCCCCGCCGACAAGCAGAAGAUCGGCAGCAAUGUCCUUGUGGCCUUCGCCAUCCUCCACGUCUCCUUCUUCUCCUGGUUCUGGGGACCCACUCCCUGGGUGCUUCUCGGCGAAACGUUCCCUCUCCGCGUGCGCCCCAAGGCCAUUGCGCUCGGCGCGGCCUCCAACUGGUUCUGGAACUUCAUGCUUGGCUUCUUCUCGCCCCUCAUCGCGGACGACAUCGGCCCCCUCAUCCUCCUCAUCUUCUUUGGGUGCCUCAUCGCCGCCAUCUUUUACGUGUUCUUCUUCAUCCCCGAGACCGCGGGGAUCACGCUCGAACAAGUCGACGAGCUGUAUCGCUCGGGCGUGCCUGCAUGGCGCUCGACAACGUGGAAGCCCUCCGAGCGGCGGGUGACGGCGCGCGACGAGAAGUCGGACGAGGCUGCACACCACGAGCACGUCGAGGCCGCGGCUGUGCUCGCCAAGCCAUCUUCGCGCGUCUGAGGCGCGCGGUGUCACGUGUAAAUAUGUUAUGUUAUAAGUUGUUUGAAUCAGGCCAGAGCUGAGGGUGAAGGGCGAGGGGGCGUCGGAUCGUCCUUCAUUCCUGUCAUUUGGCACAGGGUCAACAAUGACCUUGAGUCAGCGCCGACCGGAAUAGGUGAGGCAAGCCCUGCUAGUUUCACGACUGAAGUGCGGGAUCAACAUAACAAUGCAGAACGGAUGGUGCGAUGGCCAUUUG
Cutaneotrichosporon oleaginosum is the source of this 2018-nucleotide messenger RNA. RefSeq lists its product as uncharacterized. Gene Ontology annotation, cellular component: plasma membrane. Gene Ontology annotation, biological process: transmembrane transport; carbohydrate transport. Gene Ontology annotation, molecular function: carbohydrate:proton symporter activity. The record is from RefSeq and is a predicted model, not a curated record. Lineage: Eukaryota; Fungi; Basidiomycota; Tremellomycetes; Trichosporonales; Trichosporonaceae.